Messenger RNA from Rotaria sordida, 333 nucleotides. The record is from the annotation of a GenBank genome assembly. NCBI's taxonomy places the organism in Eukaryota, Metazoa, Rotifera, Eurotatoria, Philodinida, Philodinidae.
AUGGAAUCAGUUUUUAAUUAUUACGUCAAAGCUACAACUGCAUUUAAAUUAAAAAAUUACAACGAUGUUAUUGAGAAUUAUACAAAGUAUUUGAAGAGUAAACCAAAUAUUGUAAAACCAACGAUGAUGACCAUUUUAAUGGAUCAAUCUGGAUCUUUCUUUAGCGUUCGACGCUAUGAUGAAGCUAUAUUAGGUUUUGAUGAAUUAAUCGAACUCGGCUACAACUUACAAGAGAAUGAACCAUUAUUCUAUAUUUACCAUCAAGCGUCGAUUCAGAGCAAGAUAGAUAAGGCUCUUGACGGAUUGCGUGAGAUAAAACUUAAAUAUACGUAA